Messenger RNA from Closterium sp. Yama58-4, 999 nucleotides. The record is from the annotation of a GenBank genome assembly. NCBI's taxonomy places the organism in Eukaryota, Viridiplantae, Streptophyta, Zygnematophyceae, Desmidiales, Closteriaceae.
AUGCAGCUAGCCUUUUCACGCUCCUUUCCUCCUCUCCCCCUCCUCUCCCCCUCCUCUCCCCCUCCUCUCCCCCUCCUCUCCCCCUCCUCUCCCCCUCCUAUUCCCCUCCUCUCCCCCUCCUCUCCCCCUCCUCUCCCCCUCCUAUUCCCCUCCUCUCCCCUCCCUCCCUCCUCUCUCCCUCCUCCCUCCCCCCUCCUCUCACCUGUUUACUUCUGCACCGUUCCCCCUCUCCUCUCCCGUUUCCCCUCUCCUCUCCCGUUCCCCCUCUCCUCUCCCGUUCCCCCUCUCCUCUCCCGUUUCCCCAUGCCUGUAGCUUAUAGCAUACGACUCAUUAAUGCAUCCGCUGAAAUGCACCUCUCUCCUUCGCUCCACCUUCGCUCCCUCCUCUCUCCCCCUCCGCUCUCCCCAUCCUCUCUCCCCCUCCUCUCUCCCCCUCCGCUCUCCCCCUCCUCUCUCCCCCUCCUCUCUCCCCCUCCUCUCUUCCCCUCCUCUCUCCCCCUCCGCUCUCCCCCCUCCUCUCUCCCCCCUCCGCUCUCCCCCUCCUCUCUCCCCCUCCGCUCUCCCCCUCCUCUCUCCCCCUCCUCUCUCCCCCUCCUCUCUCCCCCUCCGCUCUCCUCCUCCUCUCUCCCCCUCCUCUCUCCCCCUCCUCUCUCCCCCCCUCCGCUCUCCCCCUCCUCUCUCCCCCUCCUCUCUCCCCUCCGCUCUCCCCCUCCUCUCUCCCCCUCCUCUCUCCCCCUCCUCUCUCCCCCUCCUCUCUCCCCCUCCUCUCUCCCCAUCCGCUCUCCCCAUCCUCUCUCCCCCUCCUCUCUCCCCCUCCGCUCUCCCCAUCCUCUCUCCCCCUCCUCUCUCCCCCUCCGCUCUCCCCCUCCUCUCUCCCCCUCCGCUCUCCCCCUCCUCUCUCCCCCUCCUCUCUCCCCCUCCUCUCACCUGUUCACUUUCACAAAGACGGUCCCUAGGUCUCCAACCCCCCUGCUGUUCCCCCCCGCCUGUAGCUUAUAG